Messenger RNA from Pieris napi, 1814 nucleotides. Its product is annotated as enoyl-CoA delta isomerase 1, mitochondrial-like. Gene Ontology annotation, biological process: fatty acid beta-oxidation. The transcript has 5 exons. The record is from RefSeq and is a predicted model, not a curated record. Gene Ontology annotation, cellular component: mitochondrion. Gene Ontology annotation, molecular function: enoyl-CoA hydratase activity. The coding region runs from base 265 to 1116 and encodes 283 amino acids. Lineage: Eukaryota; Metazoa; Arthropoda; Insecta; Lepidoptera; Pieridae.
UAUACUUACUUAAUCGAAUUAUAGUGGUUUUUCAAAAAUAAACAUUUUAAACGUAAAAAAAUUAUAAAUAAAAAAUAUUUUUAUUCAUGAUGUAGAACACAAAUAACUGAACGUAUUUAACUAAUGUCGAUUAUCAUUAAAGAUGGUCUUCGGAAUCUGAGUUCUGACUGAUGACACCCGAAAAUCGAAAUCCGAAUUAUAUUACAUACCUAUGUCUAACUUGUAAUUUGAAUUUGGAAAAUAAAAACAAAUCAAGUUAGAACAAUGAUCAGCAUAAGACAAGCAAUAAGAUGUAUGAAAGAAAUGACUCCCAAUAUCCGGGCCAUGUCAAGUCAAAGCCUUGUAAACCUGAGUGUGGAUAAAGACAAUGAUGAAAUUGCUAUUGUUACAAUGCAAAGACCUCCAGUAAAUAGCUUGAGCCUAGAAUUACUUCAAGCAAUUAGUAAGACACUUGAUGAGAUAGCAAAAAGUGACUUUAGAGCUAUGGUUUUGACUUCUGCUUCACCAACAGUAUUUUCAGCAGGCAUAGACAUAAUGGAGAUGUAUAAACCAGAUUUAAAGAGAGCUGAACAAUUUUGGACAACUUUACAAGAUGUUUGGCUAAAGUUAUUUGAAUCUAAAUUUAUAACUGCAGCAGCAGUCAAUGGACAUUCUCCUGCAGGCGGGUGUUUACUAGCGAUGGCAUGUGAAUAUCGGGCUAUGGUGUCAGGUAAAUACACCAUAGGUUUGAACGAAACUGCUCUAGGCAUUAUCGCUCCGAGAUGGUUUAUGGACUGUAUGGUGAAUACUAUUCCUCAGAGAGAGGCUGAAAUAGCACUGACUACAGGCAAACUGUUCACGGUCGAAGAGGCAUUGAAGGUGGGACUUAUAGACGAGGCGGCAAAAGACAAAGAUGACGCAAUAGAAAAGUGUAAAGGCUUUAUAGCGAAGUUUGACAACAUCCCGCCCAUGGCCCGAGCAGUGACUAAGCUAAAAUUUAGGGAUCCUUCAACACAGUGGCUCAAGAAUAACAAAAAAGCAGAUUUAGAUGAAUUCUUAAGUAAUAUAACAGACCCUAAGAUUCAAAAGUCGUUGGAAAUGUACAUUCAUAUGUUAAAAGCAAAACAGAACAAAUAAUACUACAUCACUUGUUACCGCCAAUAAAUUAUUUUACUUUUGACAGUUACUAUAACGCCUCGACAAAGAUACAUCCCGGUGGACGUAAUCUUAAAACUAGUUUUUUAUUGUUAAUGUUGUUUUAUUUUAAUACAGUGAAUAUUUGACAUAUGCAUUUUUUAAUCGGUGUAAUUUUAUAUCAGUAUAUUUAUAUACUUAUAAAUUGAUGACGUUUUAUUUAUGACAUUGUUACAUAUUGAAUAAAAAAUAAAUUUUAAAAUGUAUUUAUUAUGAAAUUUAUUAAGUAUAUACCUACACCAUACAAAAUUGGUUGACUUUUGCAGUAUGCAUAUGGCGUGUUAAAAUUAUCGAAAAUAGUCACGCUACCCAAUAAUAAUAAUAACUUUAUUUAUGACAAAAUGGUUGUGAUAGAGUUCCUAUAUCGAUAGUCCCCACACUAGGGAGGCCCUGUGUUGUGGGUAACUAGAAAACAAUUAUUACGUGGUACAUGUUUAAAUUAGUUAAAAAAAGAUGAUAAUUAAAAAUUAAAAAAAAAUAUAUAAUAAUAAAUACCCUGUAUAUUAUGUUAAUUUUUUGAGAUAGUUUGUUCUAAGCAAAUAUUGUUACGACAACUACGUUUUUUAAUAAUUGCAGUAAACUGAAUUAUAAAAGAUGGAUGGGGUUGGUGAAAGAAACUUAAAUAAAUGCAAUAAAAAUAA